AUUCAAUGAGCAAAUUUGACGUUAGAAGUAGUUUGAAGUUUCUAGGUUAGCUUUGAGUAGAAAUAACAAUUUAUGUGUUUUAUUUUACAAAAUGUUAAUAAAAAAAGUGCAAUUUGCAACUACAAAUCACUUUCAUACCUUCUUUAGAUGUUUGUCAGCAGUAAUUCAAAAAAGGGUACCAGACAAUGGCAUAGAAGCAACCGAACUAGAGCUUGUUAAUCCUCAAAAUGAUACUCCUAUGAAAAAGUCUCCUUUGGAGAAGUGUACUGAGGACUUAUCUGAGAUAUCACCCUAUUUUAUGCCUACAUUUAACUUCGCUGCCUACGUCAAUAAAUCAGAAACCCUACAGGAAUUGUUAAAGUUGGGUGUUAACUUGUACAAAUUAGAAAAGAAAGUAACAGUUGUUCCCUUAAUUCUGAAAUUAGAUUUUGAGAAGAAUGUUAAACCACUUGUUACCUUUUUACAUGAAUUUGGUGUACCCAUUAAUGAAAUAGGUCAUUUCAUUACUAAAAAUCCAUUCAUCUUCAAAGAAGAUUUAGAGAAUAUGGAAGCACGAAUCAAUUAUCUAUUUUCCAAGAAGUUCACAAAGGAAAUGAUACUUAGAAUAGUGACUUUAAAUCCUUUCUGGCUUAACUUUAGUAUUGAGAGAAUUGACAAAAGACUUGGAUUUUUUCAACAAAACUACACAUUAAAAGGCAAUGAAGUUAGAACACUAGCAACCAUAAGUCCUAAAUUGAUUACUUACAAUUUGAGACAGAUUAAAGCAAAUACUUUUGCCAUUAAAGAAGAAAUGGGUUUUGAUGAAGAUGAAGUUAAAUCACUUCUCCUAAGUACACCAAAAAUUUUUAUGAAAGAUCAGAAUGGAGUCCUUAAAACUUUUGAGUUUAUUCACAAAACUAUGGGCAUCUCUCAUGAUAUGAUUCUGAAAGUACCAGAAAUUUUGACUUUCAGGGAAUUUAGAAUAAAAGAGAGGCACACAUAUCUAGAAACAUUAGGAAAAGCCCAAUAUAAUCCUAGGGAGCCAAAUUAUGUUGCACUUGUAUCAUUAGCUGGAGGUUCAGAUGCUGAUUUCUGUGAUAAAGUUGCUAAAACGUCUGUUCACUCUUUUAAUAUCUUUCUGAAAACAUUAUAAUGUUUCUAUAGUAUUAGAUGUAAAAUAAAAUUGUUUAAUAAAGCCCAUAAAAAUUAAAUUCAGCAUC
Messenger RNA from Agrilus planipennis (emerald ash borer), 1199 nucleotides. RefSeq names its product transcription termination factor 3, mitochondrial (gene mTerf3). Bases 92 to 1132 code for a protein of 346 amino acids. Lineage: Eukaryota; Metazoa; Arthropoda; Insecta; Coleoptera; Buprestidae. The record is from RefSeq and is a predicted model, not a curated record. Gene Ontology annotation, cellular component: mitochondrion. Gene Ontology annotation, biological process: regulation of DNA-templated transcription; mitochondrial ribosome assembly. Gene Ontology annotation, molecular function: double-stranded DNA binding. The transcript is spliced from 3 exons.